Cyphomyrmex costatus is the source of this 712-nucleotide messenger RNA. RefSeq lists its product as uncharacterized. The transcript has 2 exons. The record is from RefSeq and is a predicted model, not a curated record. Lineage: Eukaryota; Metazoa; Arthropoda; Insecta; Hymenoptera; Formicidae. The annotation marks the transcript as partial.
GAAAAAAAUGAUCAUUGGUUUAAGAAUCUUAGUAAUCACAUUAUACCUGAUAAUGUACAAAUAUUGUUACAAUUGGGUGAGAAUUUUUGUCUUCCAAAUUAUAACAAGUUGACUACUUCCAUUGACUUUGUCAAACACAUUGAACAUAGUUUAUGUAGUAUUGGAUUACCCAAAAAUAAUACUGAUAUUUUGUUCUCUCGUGCGGACAAGGGCAAUGUAACAGUUGCACUUGAUAAACAAAAUUAUAUUGAUAAUAUGGAGUUAUUACUCUCUGACACCUAUGAAACUGUUACACGUAAUCCUGCAGUAAACAAAAUAAUCAGGGAAUUGAAUUCUUUGUUAAAGGAUUGGAAACAACAAGAAUACAUUUCUACUAGCACAUAUAACAGACUCAACUGUUCUAUAUCUGUACUACCUCGGUGUUAUGGCCUCACUAAGAUACAUAAGAUAGAUAAUCCAUUGAGAAUUAUAGUUUCUUCACUUGGUAGUCCUCUGCAUAAUUUAUCUAUUUUUCUUCAUAAAAUAAUUAAGGAAAACCUACCAUCUGCAGAUAGUUCUAUAAUUAAUAGUUUUACUUUAGCCAAAAAAAUUUCUAACUUGAAUACUACCAAUAAUACUACAUUGAUUUCAUUGGAUGUAACUUCACUCUUUACUAACAUUCCGAUUGACUUGGUACUUGACGGGAUUGAAAAUAGAUGGACAUAUAUUGAAG